AUGAUUAAAGAUCAAACUCUUGAAUAUCUUGCUAAAGCACUAAACAGUAAGGAUAAGCAAACAUGUAUUUUAUCAGCGAAAUCAUUGUAUUUAGCUUCAAAAACUCAUGAAUUUGGAUAUGAUGUUUUAAUUGAACUAAAAGAACAUACAGAGAAUAAAAUACAUGAUGUUGCCGUCUAUUCAUCUGUUGCAUAUACUCAAGUUCUAGCGAAAUUGUCAUCAACCGAAAAACCUAUUAUGAAAAGUCAUAUUGAAUUUUUACCAAGAAUUUAUGUAUUUGAAGAUUUACAGUUAGAUGAAGAAAGUUUUGCUGAUGUAGUCAAUAAGAAUAUUUUAUAUAUUUUGCGUAACGAAUCUAAAUACAAUAUAUUUGACGAUCAUAUAUUCAUAAUAUUUAAUCAUAUUUUAUUGUUUGAAAGCUGUAAUCAAGCUCUAGCAAUCGAAAUACUUUAUAAUUAUUCAGCUAAUAAAUAUUCUAUUCCACAAGAUACAAUUUUUGCAUUAGGCAAUGCAAUUAGUAUGCCGGAAAUUUCUUAUCAAGCUUUAAGAGUAUUGAGUAACGUAAUUAGAAAUCGACAAAUUGUUAGUGAAAAAUUUCUGCUUUUUCUUGCUGAUAAUCUUUCCUCAUCACACGAUAGUCAAUUAGGAGACGAAUUAUUUGAACUAUUGGAUAUAGCUAAUGAUAAUCAAGAUAUGUCCGAUGAAAUUUUUUAUAUAUUAGAAUUAGAAAGAGCCAUUAUCACCAUUUAUUCUUUUCCAUCAGACAGUAAUGAUGCUAUUUCUUACGUAUAA
This is a messenger RNA of Rotaria sordida, 792 nucleotides long. The record is from the annotation of a GenBank genome assembly. NCBI's taxonomy places the organism in Eukaryota, Metazoa, Rotifera, Eurotatoria, Philodinida, Philodinidae.